AUGAAAAGCGUUCUAAUUACUGGAGCUAAUCGUGGUAUUGGCUAUGGACUAGUAAAACAAUUUUUAAAAUCUAAAACUGAUCAUGUCUUUGCUACUUAUCGUGAAAUGGAUCGAUCUAAAGAAUUAUUUGAUUUAGCUAAAGAACAUUCAGCAACAAUUGUUCCACUUCAACUUGAUAUUACUGAUGAUGCUAGUAUUAAAAAAGCAGUUGAACAAGUAGAACAAAGAUUGAAUGGAAAUGAUCUAAAUUGCUUAAUUAAUAAUGCAGGCACGACAACAAAAUUAAGAUUUUCAAAUAUUAAUGAAAAAGAUAUGAUGGAAACAUAUCGUCAAAAUGUUAUUGGACCAUGGAAAGUUACUAAAGCAUUUUUACCUCUUCUAGAAAAAUCUGCAUUACAUUUAAAACAACGUGAUAUAAAACAAUCAUCUGUAAUUAAUAUUUCGUCGAUCAUGUCUUCACUUGAACUAGCAAAAAAUCUUCCAUAUUAUUAUUAUGAUUAUCAAUGUAGUAAAGUUGCAUUAAAUAUGUUAACAAUAUGUAUGGGUAAAGAUCUUGAAAAAAAGAAAAUCUUUUUUUCACUUCUUCAUCCUGGCUGGGUAAAAACAAAUAUGGGUACAGAUAAAGCUCCAUUGACACCAGAUGCUGCAGCAAAGAAUAUUAUCGAAUGUCUACAAGCAAUAACGAAUGAUCAUCAUUGUAAAUUAAUUGAUACACGUGAUGGUAAAAAAGUGACUGUUCUACCUUUUUAA
This is a messenger RNA of Adineta steineri, 750 nucleotides long. Lineage: Eukaryota; Metazoa; Rotifera; Eurotatoria; Adinetida; Adinetidae. The record is from the annotation of a GenBank genome assembly.